GAACGCACCCGACGCUCAUGACGCAAUCACGUCAGACCGUUCCCCGGAUGAAGCCGAGUUGUUAUGACAACGACGGUCAACGCACACCAAACGCUUGAAGAGUUUGAUUCAUGGACGCCGGGGCGAGCGCGUACCUUAUAAGACCGAAUUAUAAAGACAAGUUCAAGGCGGUUCUGGCGAAAGAGUGUAUAGGAGAAAUCCUGCGGGAGCAGCUGUAUGGAGCGCAGUAUGAUCCGGAGGAGGCUCCCGCGUUAUCCAGAGCUCUAGCAGACUCCAUUAAAAAAAAAAUCGUUGUGUUUUCAGAUGUGGGCUUUGACAGAUACAAGCUCGUCGUGCAGGUGGUCGUUGGAGAGCAGCGUGGAGAGGGAGUCAAGAUGGCUGCACGCUGCUUCUGGGAUGCAGAUACAGACAGCUAUGCUCAAGAUAUAUUUAUGAAUGACAGCUUGUUCUGUGUGGCUGCUGCGUUUGGUGUGUAUUAUUACUGAAGACACACAGAAGAUGUGCUGAGGACCAAACAUUUGUAGUUGAUUUUACAGUAGAUUUUUUUGUUAUAUAUAUAUAAUAUAUAUAUAUAUAUAUAUAUAUAUAU
Messenger RNA from Cyprinus carpio (common carp), 589 nucleotides. RefSeq names its product dynein light chain Tctex-type protein 2B-like (gene dynlt2b). The transcript is spliced from 5 exons. The coding region runs from base 111 to 485 and encodes 124 amino acids. Lineage: Eukaryota; Metazoa; Chordata; Actinopteri; Cypriniformes; Cyprinidae. Gene Ontology annotation, biological process: microtubule-based movement. The record is from RefSeq and is a predicted model, not a curated record. Gene Ontology annotation, cellular component: cytoplasmic dynein complex; cytoplasm. Gene Ontology annotation, molecular function: dynein intermediate chain binding.